Molecule: messenger RNA, 396 nt
Organism: Notodromas monacha
Lineage: Eukaryota; Metazoa; Arthropoda; Ostracoda; Podocopida; Cyprididae
Source: the annotation of a GenBank genome assembly
GGCUUGAUCGGAUUCCCAGGUCCCCGGGGACCCAAGGGUGACCAGGGUUCACGUGGUGCCCAGGGAGAGAAAGGAGACAAGGGAGCCCUCGGACUGGAAGGAGAAAAAGGAGACAUUGGUGAAAAGGGGGCCAGGGGGCCAGCUGGGCCCGAUGGAAGUCCUGGUUUGGAAGGACCUGAAGGACCAAAGGGCUCCGAAGGACCUAUUGGCGAGACUGGUAAAGCAGGUGCCACAGGUGAAAAGGGUAAACUGGGCACCCCAGGGUUUCCAGGAUAUCCCGGGCCAUCUGGACCAAAAGGAGAGAAAGGUGCCAUUGGAAUGCAUGGGUCGAAGGGCGACAAAGGCGAACGAGGAAAUCCAGGACUUGCCGGGGAACGAGGAGAAACUGGCCCAAGA